Messenger RNA from Hemisphaericaspora subhashii, 681 nucleotides. RefSeq lists its product as uncharacterized. The coding region runs from base 1 to 681 and encodes 226 amino acids. The record is from RefSeq and is a predicted model, not a curated record. Lineage: Eukaryota; Fungi; Ascomycota; Pichiomycetes; Serinales; Debaryomycetaceae. The transcript has a single exon.
AUGAUCGAAGGGGAUCAUGAUGUUCAUACAGUCACGACCGAUGACAAAGUUAUCUCUGAUGCGGGAUACAGAGAUGAUGAGAAAUCUACCGAGGGUCCUUCUCACCAAGUGAAAACGGUAGACGACUCAAAAUUAGGCAACCUUGACCAUGUAAAUAAGUCAGAACCAUCUGGCAGUUUGAAAGCAGUUGGAGCUUCCAAGACUAAGUCAGAGAAGAAAUCCAAGAAACUGAAGAAACGUACGAAGGAGGUUGAGCAUACUGCUCGUAUGAUCAGAUCUAUGACAGCCAAACUUACAACCCAAGAAUUGGCCAAUCAGUCAAUGCCGAAAGAACAGAUUGAGGUUACAGAACCAUCGCAAGAUGGGGUUACUCCCAUUAAUGAAAUUAGGCAAGCACACGAUAUUGAAGAAUUUGAUGAAGGUAAUGAAAAUAUCAAGUCAGCAGUGGAAGACGUUGAUAAAAAUCAUACAGAAGGAGAUGCAAGACACUAUUACGAAGUGAUUCCUGAUACUACAAGGAUUAAGGAGAGUAUCUCUGAAGUAAUUGAUAAAAGCAAUGCAAUCGAAAAGAAUAACACUGAUGAUAAAAUUGUGAAGCCGAAAAAGUUAGUGGAUAGUGAGUCAAUGUACAAGCAUGCUAUUGCAAAAGCUGUUGCCGAAACCAAAACAGAAGAAAGUUGA